AUGUCUUCUUCAACUUCCUCCUACGAUCUCACCUCAAACCCUCCUUUCAUACCAAAAAACAGAAUACCAGUUCGUUCCUCCUCAACUUCAUCGACAACCUCCUCGUCAUCACCCUCAUCUCACAACUUCCAGUUCACACCUAAACCACUCGUCCUCAUGCGUUCCUUCUCUGCAUCCUCCACAUCCUCGACGCAAUCCCGAACUUCUCAGCCCUCAUCACCAUUCCUCGAACCGCCUUCACGAUAUGAAUCGAGACAUCCGAGUGAACUCAUCUAUAGACGAAUGCCGGAUAGUCCUAAACCUCAUUACUUCUAUGAGAGACCGGGGUUUUUCAUCCCGAAGAGAUCGGCGCCUAAAGCGCCGGGUGAGCCAAGGUCAAAGGUGGUUUUUAUCGGAGGGAUGGAUGGGGAUGAAGAGGAUGACGAUGAAUGA
Molecule: messenger RNA, 432 nt
Organism: Botrytis byssoidea
Lineage: Eukaryota; Fungi; Ascomycota; Leotiomycetes; Helotiales; Sclerotiniaceae
Exons: 1
Coding region: 1-432 (143 amino acids)
Source: RefSeq, a predicted model, not a curated record